UUCCACUUUGUCUCAGACAACAGCAACUCCACAACUAAGCUUCCAGCAACCAACACCGACUAAUUGUUCUUUCUUCUUGUUUCCUUUUCUUUUUCUAAUUGAACACUGGAAACCUUGUUGGUAGCUGUCUGUGUUUGCUUCAAUCCGGCCCCAACUUUUCUUUGCCCUGUCCAUCUGUUGGUUACUGCUGCUAGCUGGCCUCUUGAUACCUUCUUUAACUUACACCUCCACCACAACAACUAGACCGCGGCAACCGCUCGUUACCUACCUAGUCACUCUACCCGCUCCUCCGAGACCGAGACCAACGUCCGUAAUACCUACCUCAACUACUACCUACUCGAUCAUAAAGCAACAGACGGACAGAUCGAAUACAUACCCAAACGAUAUACAUAGACAAGAAGACAAUGCCCUCGAUAGGAAGGGACUACUGCCGAGUUAUAUAAUAAGAAGAAAAGAGAGAGAGAGGGGGGAGAAAAUAUACGGAGGAAAAAGACGGAAGAGCCAGGGAACUGAAGCAAUGGGCAAAGCCGCCCACGAAUCGUAUGGCGCUGGCGCUGGCGCUGGAGGGCCCCGGACUGCUUCCACCCACAAGAAUCAUAACGAUGAAAAUGUCGGGUUACUAUCUGGCGGUAGCCCCAAUCUGCUCGACGAUGAUGGCUACGACGGCGACUCUACAACAUUAACAGGGAACGGGGUGGGGGCGGGGCCGGGGCCGGGGACAGGGACAGCAGGAGAACAACGAGAGGAAGGCAGCAACACCAGCCCUCCAGUAGUAGACCCAAGACCAGCACCAGCACCAGCACCAGUACCAGCACCAGCACCAGGCCACAUCAAACUGCCCCGACGACAAUCCGCCCUCUCUGCCCCUCGAACCCCGCGAACCCCUCGCACCCCGAACCGCGUGCGCUUCGACCUACGUCCUACCACCUUUGGCGACAACAGCCCUACUACUACAGCGCCCAAUGGCAACAAUGGCGGCGCCCCAGAAGAUCACCACCACCACGCCCGCGACUCGUUCGAUUCCUACUUUGACAUAGAUGACUCAUCAUCGGACCAGCAGCCGCUCACGUCCUUUUCGGACUACCACCGCCAAGGGCGCGUCCCCUUGCUAACGGGCAUCGAAGCCCCCUCCGUCACCGUCGCCAACAACGGCCCCUGGGGCUCCGACGAAGACGUAGCCUCAUGGGCCGAAACGGAGCGAUCACGCCCCAAAUCGGGCUUGCGCAUGGCGUUUAUGAACAUGGCCAACUCCAUCAUUGGCGCGGGCAUCAUCGGGCAGCCGUACGCGUUCAAGCAGGCCGGGUUGCUGUCUGGGAUCGUGUUGCUGGUGGGAUUGACGGUCGUGGUGGACUGGACGAUCAGACUUAUCGUGAUCAACUCGAAGCUAUCGGGGGCGAACAGCUUCCAGGGAACGGUGGAGAAGUGUUUUGGGCGGAGUGGGUUGAUUGCGAUUAGCGUGGCGCAGUGGGCGUUUGCGUUUGGCGGGAUGGUGGCUUUUGGGGUGAUUGUGGGGGACUCGAUACCGAAUGUGUUGAGGGCGAUUUGGCCGGGACUGAGGGAGGAGGGGGUUGAGGGGACGUUGGUGGGUUGGUUGGUGGGGAGGCAGGGAGUUAUUUUGGUUUGCACGUUGGGGGUUAGUUAUCCGUUGGCGUUGUAUAGGGAUAUUGCCAUGCUAGCAAAAGCGAGUACCCUCGCUCUGGUCAGCAUGGCCGUGAUCUUGGUCACAGUCCUGGUACAAGGCGGAUUAGCUCCAGAAGAGGACAAAGGGACAUUGGCAAGCUGGAAUUUGCUUAUCAUCAACGAUGGCAUAUUCCAAGCUAUAGGAGUAAUAUCCUUUGCCUUCGUCUGCCACCAUAACUCUCUCCUAAUCUACGGGUCCCUCAAAACCCCCACCAUCGACCGCUUCUCCCUCGUCACCCACAUCUCCACCGGCGUCUCCAUGAUCGCCUGCUUGCUCAUGGCCCUCGUCGGCUUUUUGACCUUCGGUGACCGCACCCUCGGUAACGUCCUCAACAACUUUCCCGCCGACAACACCAUGGUCAACGUCGCCCGCCUCUGCUUCGGAUUGAACAUGCUCACCACGCUUCCCCUCGAAGCCUUUGUUUGUCGCGAAGUCAUGCUCAACUAUUGGUUCCCCGGGGACCCCUUCAACAUGAACCUGCACCUGCUGUUCACUUCUAGUUUGGUAGUCAGCGCCAUGGUGUUGAGCAUGAUCACUUGUGAUUUGGGGACCGUGUUUGAACUGGUCGGAGCCACCAGUGCCGCGGCCAUGGCGUAUAUACUGCCGCCGUUGUGUUAUUUAAAAUUGACCAAAGAAACCGGAGGCUGGAAGAGGGCGGCGGCGUGGGCCACGGCGGCGUUUGGCACGCUGGUUAUGGGGAUUAGUAUGUUGCAAGCGGUUGGAAAGAUGAUGCGAGGGGAAGGGGGCGCGGGGCAGUGUAUGUCUUAGUUUGAGACUCGAGACUCUUGACUAUUGAUGUAGUGUAGUCCUUAAUGAUCAUGAUGAAGAUGAAGAUGAUGAUGGGUUGUAUAGGGCUGGGAUGGAUACAGCUGUACUGUAUUUUAGGGAAGGAAAAAAAGACAUUUGGGUACACGCUGGCGUUGAGAUUUCCCAGUAAGAAGAAGACGAUGCUCUAUGCUUGCCUUUUGUUGUGCUGGUGCUUGCUGAGAGGAGGGGGGGAAAGGAAAAAAGGAGGGUUUGUUUUAUUUGGAUAUGACGAGGUUUUGGAGGGUGUAGGAUAUAGAACGGCAUGAACGGCAUGAACGGCAUAUACACAGGUACCUACUCCUUCAGGACAAGGAUAGUUUAGUUGGGUAUUUG
This is a messenger RNA of Neurospora crassa OR74A, 2821 nucleotides long. RefSeq names its product amino acid transporter. The coding region runs from base 518 to 2449 and encodes 643 amino acids. Lineage: Eukaryota; Fungi; Ascomycota; Sordariomycetes; Sordariales; Sordariaceae. Gene Ontology annotation, biological process: amino acid transmembrane transport. Gene Ontology annotation, cellular component: endoplasmic reticulum. The transcript has 3 exons. The record is from RefSeq and is a predicted model, not a curated record. Gene Ontology annotation, molecular function: amino acid transmembrane transporter activity.